Molecule: messenger RNA, 2994 nt
Organism: Lindgomyces ingoldianus
Lineage: Eukaryota; Fungi; Ascomycota; Dothideomycetes; Pleosporales; Lindgomycetaceae
Exons: 5
Biological process (GO): phosphorylation; phosphorelay signal transduction system
Molecular function (GO): phosphorelay sensor kinase activity
Source: RefSeq, a predicted model, not a curated record
UUAAACAAACCAUCAGGACCUCUUGCCGAUUGGACUCGAUAUGAUGUCCCGAACGCCCCUGAGUAUAUUACAUUUCUGCGGAAUUUCGACUGGUCACAAACAACCAUUGGACCAAUGAGCAACUGGAGUUCUGCCACUCGACGACAUGUGUACUACAUGAUGAACAAUCCAUUACCUAGGUGUAUGUAUCUAGGCUAUGACGAUCCAACCAUGCUCUACAACGAGGCCACUGCAAGACUGAUAGGAACCCUUCAUCCGGCCGCACUGGGUGUUUCAGGCGCAGUCGGAGCCGGACCAGCGUGGCAAUACAAGAUUCACGCUAUAAAGCAGGUUCUACGGACUGGCGAAGUCAUUCGAGAGCACGAUCACUAUUUUCCAAUCCCUAGUGAGGACCUUGCAUUAGAGGAGCGCUACUUUUCCUGGUCCAUAUUGCCCAUGCUUGAUGACAACGGUCGUAUAUUCGGGGUGAUGAAGGAAUACAGUGAGACUACGACUAGGGCUAUCAGUGAGAGAAGGUCUAAAACGAUACACAAUGCGGAGCAAAUGCCCCAGGCAGAGAACAUUGCGAUGUUCUGGACCCAGGUUCACGAACUAAUCAUGUCGAAUCCCCAAGACUUCCCAUUCUGCCUCAUGUAUUCCGCUCCUAAAGACCCGCAACCGGAAAAGCUAGGAAGCUCAUCCAUUGAGGAUACCAUACCAGGACCAUUCAAGCUCGAACGCCUUGUUGGCUUGGAGGAAAGCAAUCCUUUGGUUAUCAACGAGCUCGAUAUCACGGACCUUGCCUAUCCUCUUGCGAAACAAUUUCGAACAGCAUGGAUCAACAGGAAACCGGUGCUUCUCCAAACAAAAAAUCACACUUUGCCUGAAUGCCUGGCGGUCAGCAUACCUGGACGGGGCCAUGGUACAGUCUGUCACUCUGCUGUUCUCUAUCCAAUAAGCCGAUUGGAUGGCCCUGGUACCAUUGGAUUCUUGCUGUUAGGACUAAAUCCCCAAAGACCCUACGACGAUCCAUAUCGAGGGUUCAUCAGGCGACUUCUUGAUCAUCUCGUAAGAGGAGCAGCCACAGUUCUGUUCUCGGAAACAAAGGAGGAGCUAUUGCAGCAAAUGCGUAAAGCGAAAGACCAAGAACGAGUAUUCUCAAGGCUGGCAGAAGUUGCGCCUGUCGGUCUGGCCAUGCUGGAACCUUCAGGCAUCCCGAUAUGGAUGAACCAUGAAUACAAGAGCCUCACUAACAUGCAAGAAGACCGCAGCUCACCCCGUGGAUGGCAAUCUCCCAUUCACCCUAUCGAUCGCCCCAAACUCAUGGAAAUUCUUGCCAACUUAGUCUCCUCAGGCAAAGCCGAUACUAUCUGCUUUCAUUUCCGCGUGCAAACCGAUCUAUCCGUACCAGUAGAGCAAGAAGCUCCUGGAAAGUGGCGAUGGCUUCUUGCUACAGCAUCUACAGAUCUGGACGAGUCUGGCAGUGUUAUCAGGGUAACGCAUGUCCUGGUCGACAUCACCCCGGCUAAGGAAGCAGAGGCACAACAAGGAAAGAGGCUUGAGGACGCUCUUGAAACUAAACGACAAAGUGAAAACUUUAUCGACAUGACUUGCCACGAGAUGCGCAAUCCCCUCUCCGCCAUAAUUCAGUCUGCCGACGGCGUCAUUACAGCACUGGAUCCAAAUACACGAGCCCUACAACCCAUUUCAGGAGAUACACAGGCUGCAGUCCUCGACUCGGCGCAAACCAUCCUGCUCUGCGCACAACACCAGAAAAGAAUCGUCGACGAUAUUCUCACCCUUUCCAAACUCGACUCUAACCUACUCCUAAUUGCUCCCGAGCGUUCUCGACCUGUUGCUCUGGUAGAGAAGGCUCUUCAAAUGUACGAGUCCGAGCUAGCGGAGGCUAAGAUUACCGCCAGUCUCGUCGUUCAAGAGUCAUAUCGGAGUCUUGGGAUUGAUGUUCUUCUCCUUGACCAGGCACGGUUGUUGCAGGUGCUCAUCAAUCUCCUCACAAAUGCCAUUAAGUUCACAAGGAAGGCUCAUGCCAAGCGAAUCACCAUUUUCCUGGCAGCAUCCACAACACCACCUUCAGGCUCAUCUAGCCUCUCGUUCAUUCCUCAACGUGCUUCGCGGGUCGACAUACUAUCAUCAAAUGAGUGGGGGAAAGGCAAAGAAGUAUACCUCCAAUUCGACGUAUGCGACACUGGAAAGGGCCUUACAGCAGAAGAAUUAAAACGGCUCUUCCUCAAAUUCUCCCAAGCAUCUCCAAAGACAUACUCCCAAUACGGCGGCUCCGGGCUCGGCCUCUUCAUCUCUCGAGAAUUGACCGAACUGCAAGGCGGCCAGAUCGGCGUGCACUCAAUCGCAGGCCAAGGCAGCACUUUUGCCUUCUACAUCAAAGCCCGACAGUACCGACCUGAAUCUCCGUACGAGGAGACUUUCUGCGACGAAUCCGCUCCCGGCGUUCGACCCGUUAAGAAAUCUCUGUCAGCAUCUCUUGCAUACGACGACGCCGCGCGACCCGAAGAGCAGUGCGGGAAACUGCACACCGUUCUUUUACCAACAGACCUCCACAUCCUACUCGUCGAAGACAACCUCAUCAAUCAGAAAGUCACAGCGCGGCAGCUACGCAAUAUCGGCUGCACAGUGCACGUCGCGAAUCAUGGGCUUGAGUGUCUCGAUUUUCUGGAAAAAUGCUGCUAUUAUCGGGGAACCCCUAAACUCAUGGUGAAUGACGAGGAGCUGGCGGAGUCUGCUUCGAGCACCCAUGCACUCCCGCUAUCAGUCAUUCUCCUCGACCAGGAAAUGCCGCUUAUGGAUGGGCUUACCUGCAUUCGUCGGAUCCGCGAGAUGCAGGGGAAUGGGGAGUUGAUGGGCCAUGUACCAGUGAUAGCGUGUACGGCAAAUGCUAGGAGGGAGCAGGUUACGAAAGCUUUGGAUGCGGGAAUGGACGAUGUCAUUACAAAGCCCUUCCGAAUCCCCGAUCUCCUCCCAAAGAUCUAUGACCUAAUC